Triticum turgidum subsp. durum (durum wheat) is the source of this 672-nucleotide messenger RNA. The record is from the annotation of a GenBank genome assembly. NCBI's taxonomy places the organism in Eukaryota, Viridiplantae, Streptophyta, Magnoliopsida, Poales, Poaceae.
AUGCUCGUCUCGCUCGCUGUGGCACAGCCCGUGCAAGCCGCCCUUGUACGGCCUCCUCUCCUUCACCACCGCAACAAUCGUCGCUUCCAUGGACUAUGUCGACGAAGUCUUCGGAGGGGUGGACUAUCUUUGAGAUCCUACGGUACAUGUGAGCAUAACUGGUCGGCGUACGAGGAGGCCCUCAAGGACAAUCCGGUUCUUGCCAAGAUGAUGGUCAGCGGCGGCUUCUACUCCCUCGGCGACUGGAUAGCCCAGGCAUUUGAAUACUUUGGUGAAAUGCCAAUUACUUCUCUGGUGCUCGAGCGCGAUGACAUGCCUACUGAGUUCCUAGCGCUCGCGAACGCCAGAGUUGGACGCGCCCAUGCAUGCAUUUUAGCUCCGAGGAUGGCAUCGAGAACGUACACACUCAGGUGCUCCUCAGCAGCAGUUGAUCCACGUGGGGUUCUAUUUGAGUUCCUCCGUCCCCUGGCAGCGAGGCAGCAGAUGAGGGUAUGGGAUGGAGGUGGCUCUAAUUUUGAGGCUGUGGUUUAUUGGGCUUAUAAUUUCGACAUGAUUAAUGAUAUGAAUCGUUUUUACAGAGGAAUUAGUUUACGUGAUACUGGUUCACUUGCUACAGCUGAAACAUAUUUUGAUGUUAUUGUUAUUGACUGGAGCACACUAAUCCUAAUCUAA